UUCAAUCAAACAAAAACCCUAGAACUCCAUACCCACCAUUCUCUUACUCCAGAGUUUCCCCUUUCUCCUCCUCCCUUUUCCUUCUCUCUCUAAGAUCCUACGCUCCUCUCUCUCUCUCUCUCUCUCUCUCUCUCUCUCUCUCUGUGGAUGAGGACCCUUUAAGAUCCAGGAAUCUUGAUCAUCAUUGGGUUGAAGAAAAAAAAAACCUUCAAUCCAAGAGCAAGAUCAGUGUAACUGCAAUGGGUUGUUUUCUCGCGUGCUUCGGUUCUUCGAAAGAACGUCGGAAACCCAGAAGUCAGAUCAAGAACAAGGUCCUCCCUCGGCACCAACAAAGACAUGAAAUCCAGAGGCCUCUGCAGUCCACUCUCUAUAUAGAACAGGAAAUCUCUGCAAAACCCGCCAACCUGAUUUCAGAAGUGCCAUAUAAGCUUGAGGAGCAACUGAGCUUGAGUACUAGAAAGAAAGUUACUUUUGAUACAAAUGUGAAGGCAUAUGAGCCUGUUUCAGUCCAUGAAAGCACUGAAUCCUUACCGGAUAAUGAUAAGGACGUUGAAAAGCAAAAGGGGGAUAGUUCAGGAAAAUCAGGCUUAUCCUACUCACAAUCUGAAGAUGAUUCCACCAAUUCAAGCGUUCAGUCUUACCCUCCGAAUCACAGGUAUCAGAAUUGCAGAGACAGCGAUGAUGAAGCCGAUGAGUUCGAGUGUGAGGAAAGUGAUUGGGAUGAUGAAGAUGAGGAACUAGAAGAUUAUGGUGACUAUGAUGGUGAUUAUGAUGAGGAUGAGGACAGCCAAAUUUGUGUUCCAACUAAGUCAGUGGAGUCGAGACCAGAAAUGUUGUCAGCUCAGGCGUUUAUGGAGGAAGAAGAAGUGAAAAAAACUGGAUCUAACAGAAAUGCGCGAGACAGAAGUGUAUAUGUUCACCCAGUGUUGAACCCGGUAGAGAACCUUGCUCAAUGGAAAGCUGUGAAAUCGAAAGGGCCACCGCAACCUUUGAAUCCCCAGAAGGAGAAUCUGAAAUUGGAGCAAGAAGCACCUCGUAUUUCAUUUAGCUCUGAGCCGAUUUUAAAGCACCCAUCAUUCAGCUUCAAGUCCAAAUCCGACCAACCCAAGAGAGAAAACCAAGAAAUAGCAGUUGAUGCUAGCCUUUCGAAUUGGUUAGUCACCUCGGAAACCACUCCAACCAAGAAAACUAGGCCCAGUGGGCUUGAACCUAUUUCUCAAGAACAAAGCAUUUCUCAGGGAUCAAAUUCGGUGGUGAGCCUUGACGAUAGACCGAUUUUAGGUGCGUUGACCAUGGAAGAGAUCAAACAGUUUUCAGCAUCAAAUUCACCAAGAAGGUCGCCAAGUCGAAGCCCAGAUGAGAUGGCUAUAAUUGGUACCGUUGGGACAUAUUGGAAACAGAAAGACGGAGGCAAUGAUUCUGGCUCAUUCUCUUCCUAUAAAGGCAUACCAAACACAACUAGCAAGUACAGAGAGGAUAAGAAAGUGAAUUGGCACUCGACCCCAUUUGAGACAAGGUUGGAGAGAGCUUUGAAUAGACGACGACCUGCCGAUGCUUAAUUUUGCACAUCUUCCCUGUGUUGCUUGUGACAUGGUUUCGGGAGUGUUUUGUUUUCCUUGAUUUUUUGUUUUGUGUAUGGUUGUCUGUUUCUGCAAAACUGUUUGUUUGUUUGUUGUAAUAAUUCAUUGUGUUGAUUUGAUGGUCAAUAUAUCUAAUUUAUUUACCUU
Messenger RNA from Rhododendron vialii, 1727 nucleotides. Its product is annotated as protein JASON-like. The record is from RefSeq and is a predicted model, not a curated record. The transcript has 4 exons. Gene Ontology annotation, biological process: male meiosis II. Lineage: Eukaryota; Viridiplantae; Streptophyta; Magnoliopsida; Ericales; Ericaceae. The coding region runs from base 240 to 1559 and encodes 439 amino acids.